Molecule: messenger RNA, 5758 nt
Organism: Siniperca chuatsi (mandarin fish)
Lineage: Eukaryota; Metazoa; Chordata; Actinopteri; Centrarchiformes; Sinipercidae
Gene: nkain2
Product: sodium/potassium transporting ATPase interacting 2
Exons: 7
Coding region: 1532-2158 (208 amino acids)
Biological process (GO): regulation of sodium ion transport
Source: RefSeq, a predicted model, not a curated record
UAAAAUCGCAACCGGAACAGCUAUGUUGUUGCGUCGUGUUUGACUUGACAGAUGGCAGGCGAGAGACGCUCCUCUCGGCUGUCUCUCUCGGUCCGUUGGUCCAUCCCGGUUCCCCAUUGUCUCCCCUUUUCACUCCUUGAAGACAACCCCGAGACGACAAACUAAACUUAGCCGUUAUUCCGCUCAUAUCGCAUUUUGUAUGUUACGUUUGGAGACUUACCUCAACCUGAAAUUUCACCCUGUCCCUCUUCAUCCGAAAUGUGGACACGCUUUUCUGUCUUUUUUUUUUUUUUUUUUUGUUGUGUUGUAGAGAUUUAUUCGUUGUAACGGAGGAGGCAGUGAAUUAACCGACUGACGGAGCUGAGAAACUGCGGUUGUGUUGUGGAGCUGAUGGGGGAGAUGAACCGGAGGAGGAGGACUUGUUAGCCCAACAGAGACACCGAAAUCAGCGUCCAGUAGCUGUUGACAUAUCUCAACAUCCUAGCAACAAUUUUACUCACCAUUUUCUGAGUGGAGAAAACACCAAAUUCGGGGGGGGGGGGAAAGCAAAGAUACUGGUUUACAACGGCGGUUUUUUAGAGGAGAUAAAAACGCUGUGUUUUGUUUUUGGUGUGAAUGAACCCUGGAGGAUGUUGCCGCUACAUGCCCGGUACUUCCCCUGAGAGGAGAGCAGCUCGUCUAUGAACGGAGGCAGGGAUCACUUGCACUUGUUUUCACCGCCCUGAAACAAAUUAGGCUGUUUCAAUCAGCCAAAUCCAAGUAGCUUUUACUCGUGAUUAUUAAAUUUAAACAAAGCAUUUAAUCUGGGGGAAUAUAUCCAUCUAAUCUCAACAUCUCUCCCUGCUUUUAUAGUUUUUCAGUGUUUGUUUAAGUGGCUACUGUACCGUGCUAAUUCAGUGUAUUCAGUUUAGACAAGGAUGCGACUAAUCGACGUGAGUGGCCGGACUUUCUAGUCCAGUAGAAGGUCGUAGGUCCUGGAGAAGUGGACCCUGUGUGGACAUAACUGAAGAGUCAGUUUAUUUGUGUCAAGAGACCAACAUGAUCAGAAAUCUGAAUUCAUUCUGUGUUGUGAUCAGUCAGUCAAUCAAAAUGCACCACACCAGCUGAUUUAUCAGACUACUAAACUGCCCAGUUUGUAGAGGCUUGGAAAGGGUUUUUCUACAUAACCAAGCUCUGUGGAUACAUCAAGAACAAUUUGUGGACUUGAAUCAUCCCCAAGGCCCACCUUCCAUCUUUGAUUCCUGACCUCCUGUGUAUUGGAAAUCCAGAGGACCACAUUUCAGGCUGUUUACCUGUCAACAGCCCCUCCAUUUGAAUGAAGUAGUAGCCUUUUAUUCCCCUGAGCUCCAGCGAGUACAGGGGCUGCACUCUGUUCGCUGAGGCCCGAGCAGCGAGCGCCUCUACCUGGGCUGCCAGCCAGCCAGACGGCCCUCCGGGGGCUUUUGGAUUUUGAAGGUCCAGCUGGAGGUUUGGGAGUUUUACCCAGAGUUUCUUCACCACGUGGAUCACUGGAGAGAGGGAGGAGGACACCAUGGGGUGCUGUAGUGGCAGGUGCACCUUGGCCUUCAUCUGUGGCAUGCAGCUGGUCAGUGUGUUGGAGCGUCAGGUGAUAGAUUUCCUGGGCUACCAGUGGGCUUCCAUCCUGACCAACUUCCUCCACAUCAUCGUUGUCAUCCUGGGCCUGUUUGGCACGAUUCAGUUCAGGCCGAGAUAUGUCACUGGGUACGCAGCCUGGCUGGUCGCGUGGAUGACCUGGAAUGUCUUCAUCAUCUGUUUUUACCUGGAGGUUGGAGAUCUGUCCAGAGACUCUGACCUUGUCCUGACGUUCAACCUGUCCAUGCAUCGCUCCUGGUGGAUGGAGAACGGCCCAGGGUGCAGGGUGACACCCAUCACCCCUCCUCCCUCCUGGGCACCCGAGGACCACCGAUAUAUAUCUAUAUCUGGCUGUCUGAUGGAUUUUCAGUUCAUAGAGGUGGCUCACUCCUCGCUGCAGAUACUCCUGGCUUUGAUGGGGUUUAUCUACGCCUGCUAUGUGGUCAAGCUCAUUUCAGAAGAAGAGGAUAGCUUUGAUUUUAUAGGAGGGUUCGACUCGUAUGGUUACCAGGGGCCUCAGAAGACCUCCCACCUUCAACUACAGCCCAUGUACAUGUCAAAGUAAACCCAGGUGCUACUCCAGGAGCGCUGCCUUACCAAUGACCACUGCUUAACAUCCUGCUUUUACUACUCCACUGUAUUUUAAUAAACAACAACCAAGACAGAGACAAGUAGACAGGAUAUAGAAGACACUAAGAUAUUCUGUGUUUCAACCUAUAAAUCCCCCCUGUACUUUGUCAGAUUGCUUCCCUGAGCUGCCUGUCUGCUGUUUUUAAUGGAGUGAGGUCUGAUCCUGAUGAAACACCGGCCUCGUGUGGUUGAACACGGCAACUGCAGGAUAUGUGUGCCUCACCAGUACAGGCAGCUCCGGUAACAAUUGCAUUCUUUUUGUCUCUGGGGGACGCAAUCAGGAGCCAAUGACUUGCUUCCUCUUGUGCUGUUGGUUGGGUAUCUGCAUUGUGAAAGAAACCAAAGGGAUGUAAAGAGGCCACGACUCUGACGCGUUUCUUCAGGCUCUCCAGAGCCACAUCCUCAUGUACACAAUAGAGCCUCUGCUCUUUGUACACAGGACUUCCAACCAAACUGACCAAGCAUAUACUAACAAGACUACCGAUAUACAGUAGGAAUGUCAGACAACUUUUUUCUAAGAUUUCUUUCUGGUGCAUUUGGGUUCUUGUUGCAGCAAAGAUGGAAGCUCGAUACAAGUCAUGUGCUGGACUCGAGCACGAGUACACGUUUUAUUCUGUUGUUUCAUCCAAAAGACGUCGAAUGUUAAAUGACAGUACUUUCAUUUCAUAUGUGCAUGUGUACAGGAAACAGACACAUUCUCACACACACACACACACACACACACACACACACACACACACACUCACAUACACACACAGGCAUUAAGUAAUGCGUAUGUGAAUUCACACACACACGCACAUAACAGAUGUACUACCAUUGAACUUUUUUACUACUAAUGUGAAUCUUAAUGUUUACAGUAGAAAUUCAGUCUGCCAGACAGAAAGACUGAACACCUGACAGACAGAUGCAACAGGUAGAUAGACAGGCAGACUUUUUAGCUGCGGCAUUCGAAAGGCCAUUGGGUGUUUUCUGCCAUAUUAAUACAGACAAGACAGUUGUUCCAGAUCUGUCUUUUGGUCUCUUGCUGUCUAAAUAUUUUGUCUUCCAUCCAAGACAGAGCAGUAGGGGUAGACAGAGACAGAACAUGACAAAGAAAACAACCACAGGGAGGGAUUGAGGCCAGUCAACAGUUUCCCUUCCACCUCAGUCCUUUUGUAGACACCAGGCUCUCAGUGCCAAGCUUCUGUUGUCACUCAUCCAUCUCAUUCAGCAGGCAAGUUUUCCCCUUUUUUCUGAAAUAUAAAAAAAAAUGCUGGAAGCCAGAUCAAGUGCCCAAUCAGCCUAAUCUGAAGCACCCCCUCUUCCUAAUAACUAGAUGAGAAGAAGAAGAAGAAGAAGUAGUUCAAAAGCAGCCAAAUUCUUCCACAGGCAAUGCUUACAUAAGGAGAAAAAGACACACGCUUUUCAGAAAUGACAAUCACAGUCAGAGUGGCCUGAGUCUUGUCAUGGUUUCACAUUUUUUGUACCAUAAAACAGGUGACAAAAAGCUGAAGAAUGGCUGUCAUCAUCACGUGGGAACAGUGAAGCAUCUCAGUUAGAUUAUUUGAGUAAUUAUGUAUUGUUUUGAUUGAUAUAUUGCAUUUCCAAACCACUGGUGGAUGACACAGAUUGAGACGAAGGAGAAAUGAAACGACAGAGGCUGAAUCCUCAAUGACACUGUACUCGCCUGCAGGCUGAUGAGGUCAAAAAUUAUACCAGAGAGAUGCCAGAGACAUAGCAGCUCCCCCUCUUCACCUCACUACUCGAAUUUUAAUGUUGAAAGUGCCAACUAUAUCACCACAUGGAGAUCUGUAGAGCCUGGUUUCUGAAAGCCACAGACUGGGACCAAAAAUAUCGGGCCUCAGGUUCACUUUUCAUGGGUUUCCAUGUAAGAAAAAAUAGCGAGGAUCAUACAAAUAAAAAAAAAUUCACAUUUGCAUUCCAGGCGGCCAGCAGGUUUUCUCUUUUAUUCUGCUCAGAAAAAUCAACUGAUUCCUUCUGGAAACGUUACUAAAAAUGUUGCAUUUGUGUUGCAAUUACUGGACCAAAAGUUUGAGGCCUUCUCCGUCAACCAAGGAACAUUUCUGGGUGGAAACACUGGCUUCCCGUGACAUAAAGGAUGGACUAACAGACUGUUUCCCUCUACAAACCGAUCUCAAAGUCCACCUUCCACCCCGUCUGCCAGUUAUCUUCAGCAGUUCAUGUUUUGUAACAAAACUCUGUGGGUUACGUUCAGAGUCGCUUCCCGUGAGGCUCCACUGACAGUCACUCUGGAGGACAGAAACAACAUUUUGUGUGUUUGCAUGAGGUGUUUCCAAACUGUUGCGUAUUUAAUUUCAUGCUGCGUGUGACUAACUAGCUACUUAAAAUGGGAACUGUUUGGUUUGUUGAAUGCUCCUCAACUCUCUUCAAAGAGUCCUAAAUGUGAACUUUGUGAUUUUUCUAUAAUAACACAUUCUGAAAUGUUUGCCGAGUAAAGGAGAAAAAUAGCUACUACAAUGUAAAACGAUGAAAUGUAACUUUGAACUACUAGACGUUUUUUAAUCACAUGUGGCCGUGUUUACUGUUUUUUCUAGUUGACUACUAAUGUAUGAUGUUGUGUACAACUGGGACUACUAUGUUUUAUUUCUUCUAAUUGUACAGCGUAUUUGAAAUGAGAGCGUAAGAGGAGAAUGGGAGGAAACAGAAUUAGUUGCACUAUAGUCUGAAAUUCUUUCAUUAACCAUUCUGUCAGGGCUGGAAAUUCACUUUCACUUCAGCACAUAAUUAACUUUACAAAAUUAAUUUAUAUUUGAAUUAUCAACCAACACCACACAUUACUUUUUAAUAAAUAAAAAUGACUGCAGACAAGUGUGUUUUUGCAAAAUUCAAAUCAGGAACUAAUGCUGUGAAAAGGGUCACAUAGCCAUUAUUUAGAAGCUUAUUUGAAAAAGAGAGUUGGUCAUGUCAUUAGCAAAUGACACUCUUUGAGCUGAAAGUGAAUUUAUUUGUUAAUUUAUUCUUCUUUAAUGGAGUCGAUCAAUUCAUUAUUACCUGGCAAUGUGGAACCAAUAUCAACCUAAACACCAAUACGGCAGAUAUAACAACAGACUGAAGCAAUUAUUCACAAAAUCAGAAAGGAUUUCAGAUAUAUGUGAUCCAAAUGUGUGUCUGUGUGUGUGUGUGUGUGUGUGUGUUAGACUUUGUACCGCAGUACAUCAUACUUUUCUGUGUCAUGGUGAACUGAACGACACUUAGAACCUGCAAAGCCACAACUUCAACACAAAUUAAACUGAAGGAAAUUGAAGCACUCAUCAAAGAUUGUUAAUGAACAGCAAUAACAACAGUAAAUAUAUUUUAAAGUAAUAAUAAAGACAGAAUCCACACAGUUCAUGAUUUAUCUUUAUCUUCACAGUUGCUUGAUCACAUUUAGACUUUGGAGUCAAUAGCUGUUCAAGAGCUUUUGUCUGUAGAUCUAAGAAUGCACAUCUGUACAUAAAGAGUUAAACAUUUGCCCGAAGAAGCUGGGGUCAAGUUAUUAUUUUGUUGAACGGUGUCAAUAAACAUUCAGUCAAGC